Molecule: messenger RNA, 429 nt
Organism: Enterobius vermicularis (human pinworm)
Lineage: Eukaryota; Metazoa; Nematoda; Chromadorea; Rhabditida; Oxyuridae
Source: the annotation of a GenBank genome assembly
AUGGUAUUUUGUAACAGUGCAUUCGGAGAAGUUUGUCGUGAGGGAUUAGGUUUAGAAGAUGGGUUUUAUGGGAAGAGAACUCGACGGAAGGGAUUGCUGCAUGUUUUAAGAUUAUUAGCUAGUAAAGUGGCCUCGUGGGUCGUAAAAGGAAAGUGAAUGCUUUCGGUGCGGGUUGUAAAGUUUGUUCUAAACCCAAGUCUACGACCGGUUAAUGCAGCUUGGAAAUCUGAGUUCUUUCUGGUGUGCCCUCGUUUCAGAUCUCUAAGCUCUUCGCCUACGCAAGGUUCGGGAAAAGAUUUUGACGAUCGAACUAAGGCAGAUUUUGAAAAAUUUACAAAAGAUCUAGAUGAUAAAUUGAAGCGCAGUAAUCUGAAUGAAACCAAAAAUCCUCAGUUUAAACAAGAAAAGCAACAGGUUCCUUCAACUUAA